ACGGGUUAGUUUUAGACAGCACAUACUCUGCACUCAAAACAGGGAGGGAGAGAGCAAGGGAGAGCGAGGGAGCUGCAAGCCAGCCGUCCCUUUGCAGCGGCGCAGCUAUGGCACCUUGGAUAAGAUUGAGUCUUUCAAAGCCUCUCCCAACCAUACGUGAAACCCAUGAGGAAGCGAUGGAAGACUCAAUGAGCAACCCGAAGCACGCUGCAAGCACUGCCACCAGCCCAGACUCCUACUCCAGUGAUGAUUACAUUCAAUCCAUCUGCCACCUCGCCAGACCCACCUUCCCAGGCCUUCCUGAAAGCAACUGUGAGGUCCAGGAGAGAAAGACCCUGCAGACCCUUGAAGAUGUGUCAUCAUCCUCAUCCCUUGGGAGGACACAGCUGGAAACAUCAAAAUGUAAAUUGACCAAUUUCAUCUCAAACAUGGUGCCACUGGGAAAAGUCACACCUGCAGAAGUCAACUUCUGGUCCAGAGAGGACCCCCUGGCACAAAUUUACACCCGUGCAGGAAAACUCUGCUCCUCCAAGGCUUCUUUGUUUGGUAGAAGCUCCAGCACUGGUUACUCAUGGUGCAACUCUUCCACCUCGGAUGGUGAACUUCAUCCCCCAACCAUGAAAGAAAAAGUCACAGGGAACCCCAGUUUUCCACAAGUGUUCAGUUUUCCAAGGCUUCCCUCCCCAAGACCAGUGCAGAAAGAUGCAGCCUGCUCAGAGACAAAGUGUCUCAGAAGGGAUGAGGGGACAGUUUUAGGGAGUAACCACAGUCAGAGAGAAAACAGCCCCAUGUUCAUCAACACCGAAGAGCAAUCGCCAUCCUCAGCCAGAGGGAAGCUAGGAGGAAACCCAGCCUUGCCCUGCUCUGUGAGAAGGCAGAGUUAUUUGUUCAAUACAGCAAGCACCUAUGAAAAAGAAGGGAGAGAAACUUCUCGCUGUGACAAAAAUGUAAUGGGUGAUGUCCUCACGAAGCAAAAGUACUCAGAGUGUUUCCAGGUACCUAGAAAAGCUGUGAUCCGUAACUGGAUUUCAGAGCACAGAUGCAUCUGGAAAGAAGCAAAGGUAAAAGCUUGUUUGCUCCCAGCUAUUGCUGAAGUGUGAAGAAGUAGCUGCUCAGAAUAAUUUUAUUUAAAAGAUAAAACCACUCUGUGCUCUAGAAGCUCUCCCUGGAGUCUUUACACAGAAAACACGGAUUGACUGUGCAUGCAAGUCAGGCAGACUUUUGUGACCCAUCAUAUCCCUCAUCAGUGGGCAAAGGGACAACUCAGAGUCUCAUCCACUAAGGAAAGAGCAAUUAGUUCUCAUUUUGGAAAGACAACAGUUCAUAAAGCAUUUCCCUCAACUUAUUGCCUAGAACUGUCCUGAGCAAGAAGAAAAGCUGGAAAGAGUCUCAGCUCCAUCUGUUCUGGAGAAGUGAUCUGCAGGAACAUCAAACUACUGGUGGCAUCCAGCAAAUGCCAAACAGCCAGAUGCUGCUCACACUUUGGAACAGUCAUUCUGACAGGAACAUUUCAACAGAUGCCUGGGCAGUACUAGAUGUGCUCUCCUUGACCACAUGCAUUUGCUAGGAGACCAUUACAGAUCACUCUGUCAACAACAGAACAUCAUGGGAGAGGUCACCUGCAGUACCAUAUAGUAUUUGGUUUUAAAUCAUAAGAUUUAAAGUCUUAUGAGGAUUUGCUAGAGGGUAACAUGGAAACUAUUACAACUCCUCUGGAUAGAGAUUUUUCCGUUGCUUACCCUGGCACAGCUCUGUUACCUUUACUCCAUGAUUUACCCUUGGCAGGAGGAGAGCUGGAAGUCCUGGACAGGCACUGCUGUGUCCAGCGCGGCGACUGUCCUGCAGCUGGAACAACCCACAGUGCAGCUGUAAGAAAACAGGUAUCACUCUGAGCUCUGCCCUGCACUGCACCAGCCAGGCUGCACACUGCAGCACCUAUGGAGGCUGGUGCUCAGGUGCAGGAGCCCCACGAGCUCCGUGGCGUGCCCAGAAGAGCAACUUUGGCUGAGGGGCAGACUGGGGAUUCUGGGCUGGUGUUCAUAGGACCUGCAUGUAAAAUAACUUCUGGGUUUCCCUUCGUAUCUGUGCUUCUGUACUCUCACCUACCUAACCAUGCUAGCCACGCUGGCUGUGUUAUGCCUGGUGCUGGGAGACUGAAACAUGAAAGAACCACGUUACCACCAUCCAGCACAUCACGUAUAUUAAGCACUUCAGUUGAUGUUAGCACUACAGAGGAAGUCUGUAAGAAGAGAAGCCUUCCUGCACAGCUGUGGGAUGUCAGCACAGCGUGCUGAGCACACAUCCAGAUCACCCUCACUGCUGUGGGAUGUCAGCACAGCGUGCUGAGCACACAUCCAGAUCACCCUCACUGCUGUGUGGACACUGUUCUGUCCAGAGAAGCUGUCUCGUGUCAGCACAUUCUCCUGCAGUCAGAGCAAUCCCACAUUCCCGUGCCUGGUACCACAGUCUCCACAGCCAGUCAAGAGAAGUAGGGGAGAAAACUGCAAAGCAACACUAGCAUAAUUAUUGUGACUACUACUAAGAAUAAAUCCUUUGGCAUGGAGGGGAGGAGUACGAGGAUCAGGCUGUUCAACAGCAGCGAAGAUGGGAAAUACCAUUGGAAAGCUGUAAUUGUAAAAAUGCUCACAAGCAGUUUCUAAACCACCCUUGAGCAGAUUAAAUGAGAAGGCAGCUUCUGUUCAGUACCAAUGUAAGUGUAAAUAUGCUCAAGGAGCAAAAGGUCAGCAUAUUGAGCAUCUCAUUCUCACUUCUCUUACCUCAAGUAUGUUUUCUCCUGUUAAAACUCAUUAGUGCUAUGGAGCUGAACUGCUUCUCAUCUUUGUUUCUGAACUAAUCACACGGCAAGAAAAGAAGUGAAGGUGGCUCCAGCAUUUGUUGGAGCUGAUGGAGAGCUGAGGCCUGCUCUGCCUCCUCCACAUCUUUCCCUUCCUUCUUAGGUUACCACUGGGAUUUAAGUGAUGCUUGUCCUCAUUGCCCUGCUGAUACUUUUAAUUCUGUCAGUGUGAAUAUUUAUGACAUGAAUGCCUAGCAAGUCUUGUGCCAACUGCAUGUAUCACUGCUUUUGACAGAGGAAACAAAUAAAAU
Molecule: messenger RNA, 3105 nt
Organism: Colius striatus (speckled mousebird)
Lineage: Eukaryota; Metazoa; Chordata; Aves; Coliiformes; Coliidae
Exons: 2
Coding region: 108-1100 (330 amino acids)
Biological process (GO): regulation of autophagy
Cellular component (GO): mitochondrion
Source: RefSeq, a predicted model, not a curated record